AUGUCUAACUCAAAUGAUAAGGGGCAAGUUGCUGGGGAUGGUCCGGAGACCCGUACGAAAACAAAGCUCAAUAUAGCUGCUAAACCUUUCUCACUGCAUUCAAAUCGAGCUCAUGCGAGUCCCUCAUGCCUGCAAGGUGACAGUAAUGCAGCUCAAAAUGGAAGCAAAAUCCAAGAAAUUGCAUAUAUUGGCCCAACGCAUCUUCCUGUCAACACACGUGUAUGGAACUCCAUUUCUUCCUACUCGCUGGAUGAAAUUGGUCAUACCAUUCCGCCAGCUAGAAACACACAGAGUCAGAUUGCUAACGCAUAUCCAUCGAUAAUGGGAAGUUAUGCAAAACCCUUAUUUCAACAUCAAUCGAACCUGACCGCUCAAUUGCCUUUCGGGCCUUUUUUGCUUGACAAUGGUGUAAUGCAGAUGCACUUACGCGAGUCUAUCAGAGUAUAUAUGACGGUGGACGGUUCUGUGAAGGUUGUUAAUGGCAACCAUAAUAUUGCAAUUGCCGUUUCAAGUGAUACGACAGCUACUUCGAUGCACCAUCCAAAUGGUAUCGUUUUCCAAAAUGGGUCACGGGUGGACAUCGCUGCUGUUGACGCAAGACGCCAGUAUCCGCACAUUCGAUUUGCAAAAAUGUGGCAAAAGGGCAUUAGCUUGACCAGUGCGGGAUGUCCCUUGAUAUAUCUUGUUGAUGCUGCUGGCACCAGAACAACGUCGGAUAUGAUUAGUAUGGAUAUGGAGGCAGAUUACGUGAACCAAGUUUUCUUCAAUGGAGUGGUAUUAGCUUCUCCCAAUUAUGCCGAGCAAUGGCAAACAAUACACAGUUCCAGCUAUCAAUUCGGGCAAGAGGGAAGUCUACAGUUUCAAGUGAAUGGUUUUCGAAUCUCACAAGGAGCCGAUGGAUUGGUAAAAAUAUAUCGCCCCAACAACCGUUGUUCAAUUCGAACUAGUCCUACCAACGGAUGUGCAACGGUCACUACCAAUUUUAUCCAUUGCACAGCUUCUCUGGGCACAUCUUCGCAUCUGUUUGUUCGGCGUGAAGAAAGGCGUAUACACUUUGACGGUGCUACAUUUAUCGUGCGUAAUGCUGGACACUCUGCUGGCUUUGAUGAGUUUAAUCGAUUGCGCGUCUACUGA
Anopheles nili is the source of this 1134-nucleotide messenger RNA. RefSeq lists its product as uncharacterized. The record is from RefSeq and is a predicted model, not a curated record. Lineage: Eukaryota; Metazoa; Arthropoda; Insecta; Diptera; Culicidae. Bases 1 to 1134 code for a protein of 377 amino acids. The transcript is spliced from 6 exons.